Molecule: messenger RNA, 2399 nt
Organism: Lemur catta (Ring-tailed lemur)
Lineage: Eukaryota; Metazoa; Chordata; Mammalia; Primates; Lemuridae
Gene: ZNF71
Product: zinc finger protein 71
Exons: 4
Coding region: 70-1713 (547 amino acids)
Biological process (GO): regulation of cytokine production; negative regulation of transcription by RNA polymerase II; regulation of immune system process
Molecular function (GO): DNA-binding transcription repressor activity, RNA polymerase II-specific
Source: RefSeq, a predicted model, not a curated record
GGUGCGGUCAUUGUCCCGUCGGAGCGACGCGGGGCCCUGUUGGCCCUCCAGGCCCAUCAUCCCGGAGGGAUGGCCACUCAGCUGCUGACUGACGAGGCCCUGGAGUCAGUGACAUUCAGGGACGUGACUGUGGACUUCACGCAGGAGGAGUGGCAGCAGCUGGAGCCUGCCCAGAAGGACCUGUACAGGGACGUGAUGCUGGAGAACUACAGGAACCUGGUCUCACUGGACUGGCAGACUAGACCUGAAAUGAAAGAGUCGCAUCCAAAGGAUGACAUUUCGGAAAACAAAACAUCCACCAGGGUGGCCACGGGGGAACCCGUGAGGACUGGAGCCUGGGGUCCCGCCGUAGGAGGAGCGUGGAGACCGGGCAGCUGGCCGGAGGGGCAGCAUGGGGAUGCUCGGACUGGGCGGGAGGGGCUGGGAAUUCCUCAAGGGAGCAGACUCCCUGGGGAGCCAGGCCCCGAAUGCGGAGAACGGAAGGGAUUUACUAACCAAAGCCCUACCCUGGUCCCACCGAGGCUGGACGAGCCCACGGAAAAGGGGGCCUGUCCGCUUGCAAGGCCUGGGAAGAACUCCAGCACUUCGGAGCUCGGCAAGCCUCCGGUGCCCUACGUGGAAAAGAAACCCUUCGACUGCAGCGAGUGUGGCAAGGCAUUCAGCCGAAGCUCUUCCCUGAUAAAACACCAAAGGAUUCACACAGGAGAGAAGCCCUUCGAGUGCAACACCUGCGGGAAGCACUUCAUCGAGCGGUCGUCCCUCACGAUCCACCAGCGGGUACACACGGGGGAGAAGCCCUAUGCGUGUGGGGACUGCGGGAAGGCCUUUAGCCAGCGCAUGAACCUCACUGUGCACCAGCGCACGCACACGGGCGAGAAGCCCUACGUGUGCGACGUGUGCGGCAAGGCCUUCCGGAAGACCUCGUCGCUUACCCAGCACGAGCGCAUCCACACCGGGGAGAAGCCCUACGCGUGCGGGGACUGCGGCAAAGCCUUCAGCCAGAACAUGCACCUGAUUGUGCACCAGCGCACACACACCGGGGAGAAGCCGUACGUGUGCCCCGAAUGUGGGCGGGCCUUCAGCCAGAACAUGCACCUGACCGAGCACCAGCGCACGCACACGGGCGAGAAGCCCUACGCCUGCAAGGACUGUGGCAAGGCCUUCAACAAGAGCUCCUCCCUCACCCUGCACCAGCGGAACCACACGGGCGAGAAGCCCUACGUGUGCAACGCGUGUGGCAAGGCCUUCAGCCAGAGCUCCUACCUCAUCCAGCACCAGCGCUUCCACAUCGGGGUGAAGCCCUUCGAGUGCAACGAGUGCGGCAAGGCCUUCAGCAAGAACUCCUCCCUCACGCAGCACCAGCGCAUCCACACCGGGGAGAAGCCCUACGAGUGUUAUAUCUGCAAGAAGCACUUCACGGGGCGCUCGUCCCUUAUCGUACACCAGAUCGUGCACACCGGGGAGAAGCCGUACAAGUGUGGCGAGUGCGGCAAGGCCUUCAGCCAGAGCGCGUACCUCAUCGAGCACCAGCGCAUCCACACCGGGGAGAAGCCCUACAGGUGCGGCCAGUGCGGGAAGUCCUUCAUCAAGAACUCCUCACUGACGGUCCACCAGCGCAUCCACACCGGCGAAAAGCCGUACAGGUGCGGCGAGUGCGGGAAGACCUUUAGCCGGAACACGAACCUGACGCGGCACCUGAGGAUCCAUACCUGAGCGCCUCCGCGGGGUCGAGCCCGGGAGGGCGGGAUGCUUUCUCGGGGCGGUGGGGGAGGCGUUCUUCCCACGGAGCACGGGGGCACUCUGGGCGGAGGGGGCUUAGCAGUGUGGGAUUUGCAGAGAGGCUUCUGCUUCACACGUGCUCCUCCACGCAAAGCGUCAGAGCAAGCCCCUCAGUCUUCCUUAUUUGGGGACGUUUUAAAGGCUUACUGUCCGCUGAGCCUGGGUUACUGGUAAGGGGAGCUCAACCGUAGGCCAUCAGGGCUCAGACCCGGCUGUCUGAGUAAAUUGUCCUAAGAGCUUGGGCCUGUGGGGCGAUGCCUCUGGGCCUCAUUUCCUCAGUAGUGGAGUGGAGGUGGCAGGGGUGUGGGGAGGUGGACUCAGAUGGGCACUGGGACGUUUCUCCCUUUGUGGUGUGCCCUGGAGCCCAGGUGUAGUUUGUCACCAUCUGUGAGUUUCCUGGGUGGGUUAAGAGCAUGAGGGGCUUUCUCUCCUGCCCCAGUCUCCCUACAAUACGUGCUGGAAGCCACUAGGCUAGUAAGUGGUAGAAGUUUGCAAGUUGUUUGUGAGGGGAAAAAAAAUUUUUUUUUCAGAGUUAGCAAAUUACAAUACUGCUUCAAAUGCCAAAGUUUCUGAGAGCAGUCUGUUACAUUUUUUUUAAAAUAAAACUUUUAAUUAAGGGA